Cooperia oncophora is the source of this 1752-nucleotide messenger RNA. Lineage: Eukaryota; Metazoa; Nematoda; Chromadorea; Rhabditida; Trichostrongylidae. The record is from the annotation of a GenBank genome assembly.
AUGCAGGAGAAAAUUGAGGGCAGAACUUUCGAAAGCAACAAUCACACCAUGCAAGGCAUCGCGCGUCUUCAAGGCAACCAAGGUGCAUUCAACGAUCGACAGCGUCGUGGUGCAAUGCGUCGAAAAAUCCAUGAAGUUACCGGUCAUAAGUUCAUGGCGUUGUUCUUACGACAGCCGACUUUUUGCGCACAUUGUAAAGAGUUCAUCUGGGGCAUCGGCAAACAAGGAUAUCAAUGUCAAAUCUGUACGGUGGUUGUACAUAAGCGAUGUCAUGAAGAAGUCGUAUGGAAAUGCCCAGGCAAUAAAGCUGACGCUGUGCAGGAAAUCAAUCGUGAAGUGGUCGAGAGCACUGGAAUGGGACGAUUCAACAUCAACAUGCCACACCGUUUCUCGGUUCAUUCCUAUAAACGUCCGACAUUUUGCGAUCAUUGCGGUUCAAUGCUUUAUGGCCUGAUCAAUCAAGGCUUACAGUGUUCUGUCUGUAAGCUGAACGUGCACAAACGAUGUCAACGGAAUGUCGCGAACAACUGCGGUAUCAAUGCCAAACAGAUGGCCGCUGAAUUAGCGCAAUUGGGUCUGACUGGUGACAAAAUGAGCGUCCGUAGUAAGAAGAAGCCAUCCAUUAUGACUGACUCAGGCUCGGAUCAAACGAGUAUCGGUACGUCCGACUCCGGAUCGACAUAUUUGACGCAAAUAUCGGAAGAGGAGCCGGCAAAAUCACCUGGGCGACCACCUGGUGGCACGUUAUCGAUCCAGGACUUCGUCUUUAUCAAAGUUCUCGGCAAAGGAUCUUUUGGCAAGGUAAUGCUGGCUGAGCGACGCGGCUCGGACGAGGUAUAUGCCAUUAAAAUCCUGAAGAAGGACGUGAUCGUGCAGGACGACGAUGUCGAAUGUACCAUGUGCGAGAAGCGAAUUCUCAGCCUUGCCGCUAAACAUCCAUUCCUUACAGCCCUUCACAGCAGUUUCCAGACGCCUGAUCGUUUAUUCUUUGUAAUGGAAUAUGUGAACGGCGGUGAUUUGAUGUUCCAAAUACAACGUGCACGAAAAUUCGACGAACCACGAGCACGAUUCUAUGCGGCUGAAGUGACGUGCGCUUUGCAGUUUCUGCAUCGUAACGAAGUCAUCUACAGGGAUCUCAAACUGGAUAAUAUUCUUCUGGACGCUGAAGGGCACUGUCGACUUGCCGAUUUCGGUAUGUGUAAAGAAGGCAUCAACAAGGACAAUUUGACCAGCACUUUUUGCGGUACUCCUGACUACAUCGCACCGGAGAUCCUUCAAGAACUCGAGUAUGGCGUGUCUGUUGAUUGGUGGGCCUUAGGAGUGUUGAUGUACGAGAUGAUGGCCGGUCAACCGCCAUUCGAAGCCGAUAACGAGGACGAUCUUUUCGAGGCAAUUCUGAAUGACGAUGUGCUCUACCCGGUAUGGUUAUCGAAAGAGGCAGUCAACAUCCUGAAAGCGUUCAUGACGAAAAAUCCGUCGAAACGUCUCGGUUGUGUGCAGUCACAAGGCGGUGAAGACGCAAUUCGAGCCCAUCCCUUCUUCCGCGAAAUCGAUUGGGAUGCUCUUGAAGCACGUCGUGUCAAACCACCGUUCAAGCCGAAAAUUAAGUCCAAACGUGAUGUGAACAACUUUGACGCCGACUUUACCAAAGAAGAGCCAGUAUUGACGCCCACGGAUGUAGCCGUGGUACGGUCGAUCAAUCAAGAGGAAUUCCGCGGAUUCUCAUUCGUCAAUCCACAUUUUGUCUAUUGA